Molecule: messenger RNA, 2751 nt
Organism: Penaeus monodon (black tiger shrimp)
Lineage: Eukaryota; Metazoa; Arthropoda; Malacostraca; Decapoda; Penaeidae
Product: protein-L-isoaspartate O-methyltransferase domain-containing protein 1-like
Biological process (GO): protein modification process
Cellular component (GO): cytoplasm
Molecular function (GO): protein-L-isoaspartate (D-aspartate) O-methyltransferase activity
Source: RefSeq, a predicted model, not a curated record
GACGUCACCGAGCAGCUGACGAAGGAAAACAGAUCUUGCAGGAAAACCUCUCGGUUAGUCGCAAUAAAACACUUUCUCGAUUUUCCUCACUUCUGGCCGCGGAGGCAGUGUGACGGCGACCCCAAACGACAGAGGAGCAAGUGAUGUUGUGACGAAAUCUGUUGGACGUAGUGCAGAACUUGCCGUGUUGAUGGAGUAACAAUGUCUCACUAAUGCUAGCACAGCCCCCCUGAAAUCCACACGUUAAUUAGAGACGGGACUUACUGUGGCAAGUGAAUGGAAGUGUGAGUUUGUGAAUGGCCUGCUUAGCAAGAAUGGACAAAGUCAUCGUAGGUUAAUAAGAAAGAGAAAAGUUUGUGCGUAGAGUGCCAAGCCGCAAGCGUCGAGAUGGGGGGAGCUGUGAGUGCCGGCGUCGACAACGACGAGCUGGUCGACAACCUCAAGGCAGCCAACUACAUCCGCACGCCUCUCCUCGAGCGUGUCUUCAGGGCUGUCGACCGCGGGGAUUAUUUCACUUCGGAAAACCGCGAGCUGGCGUAUCGGGACAAUGCGUGGAAGAAGGGGAACUUACACCUCUCAGCCCCGUGUAUUUAUGCAAAGGUAAUGGAGGGCCUCCAGUUAGCACCAGGGCAGUCCUUCCUCAACCUGGGGUCUGGCACUGGCUACCUCUCCACCAUGGCCGGGCUCAUCCUAGGUCCCUAUGGAAUCAACCACGGAGUUGAACUUCACGCCGAUGUUGUUAGUUACGGGCAAGAACGGCUAGAACAUUUCAAGAAGAAUUCAGCAGCAAUAGAUGCAUUUACAUUUUGUGAUCCCCAGUUUGUGCAGGGUAACUGUUUAUGCCUGCCCCCUGAUAUGCGCCUGUAUGAUCGAGUGUAUUGUGGAGCCUCAUGUCCAGAAAGUCAUGAAAACUAUAUGAAGGGACUUAUAAAUGAAGGAGGCAUAUUAGUCAUGCCGCUGAACGACCAGCUGGUGAAGAUUACACGUAAGGGACCAAGCUCAUGGGAGGUGGAGUCCCUGCUGCCAGUGUCAUUUUCGUCGCUGGUCAUGCCCGACUCCAGUCAUCCACCGUCUACAGUAAACCUCCCUACUGCAGAGCUCAUGGAUCUCCAGGAAAUCUGCCGUCAGGAACUUCGCUCAAUAUUACGAACCAAUAUCGAGAAAGAGCAUCCAAAUUUGGUGACCGCUGCAAACAGACCAGUACAAAGACAGCAGAGGAAUCGCGAUCGCCGACAGAUAUGCCGCAUUGUUGUACCCUAUGCCCCUCCUGUGCCCUUUUAUGAGUCUGAUGAUGAUCCAAGGAUGAUGUCUGAUGAAGAGCCUGAAGACAGGGAUGAUAGGGACACUCUGUAUGUUGCUCAGCGCCACACUGCGAAUCAAAUAUCUGCUGUGAUUGACUUAGCUCGUAGUCUUGCAGGACAGAGGAGGCUAGAGAGGGAAAGUGAAGAGAACGAGGGAAGACAGAAAGGGAGGAAGAUUUAGAUGGACUGAAAGAGGAAGAGGAAGUGGAAGAGGAAGAUGAGCAUGAGGUGGAUAACGCUCCAAGCCCACCAGGUAAUGGGAAAAUGAGUAAGGAACGGAAAUUAUUUAGAGGCCUAACCAGGAAGUCAUUCUUAAAAGACAAAAGUCGCAAGGAAGCUGGAGUCGAGGAAGUGAAGGAAGAAGGAGAAGUAGGAGGAGCAGAAAGUGCAGAGACACAGGAAGAUGUAUCAUCAUCAGUCCUAACAAUGCCUCAGUCUGAUCCAAUUCCAAUGACUUCUACACCAGUGAUGUCUGUAAAAUCCAAUAAAAAACGUGAGAAAUUUGACAGUGGCGUAGGUGAUGAAAUAGAAAAUGGGAAGGGACCAAGUUCAGAAUCUGACGUGGGUGAUGAAGACAUAGACAUGGACAUUGAUUCUACGGAUUCUGAUUACUCUGACAACUCACCCCCAAGGACCAAAGUGACGCGUCUGCUUGAUGCAGAUGACCCGUACCCGAGCGGAAAAGACUGCAGGGGACAGUGGAAGCACAGAAAGGAAGACGAUGAAACCAAGGAGGGACCAGAGGAAAACGAAGGCUCCGGUAGCCCUCCGUCCCCUGUCGAGUCUUAUUCAACCCUGAUGAGAGAGAAGAUAUCUCUGUUGCCACUUCCUCAAGCCCUCAAGUUGUACCUGAAUUACCAUAGGGAAUUGUAAGCUUGAUCUGUGAACAGUUCCCUGCAGUAAGAUAACCAAGUCCUAUUACUCCUAGUACCUAUCUUCCAGAUGUAUUUACAUAAUCUAUAAUACACAGAUCUUGGAAGAAAGCAUAUAAACCAUGGAUGGACCUAGCAAGUGUCACAUUUAAAGGUAAUAAGCCAGUGCAAUUACAGAAUGCAGAUCCCACAAAAGUGGGCUAACGUAACUGCAUGUUUACCGAUCUACUUUUGCUUUUUGUUAUUGUAUAGUAGAUAAAGCAUUAAUAUGUGUAAUGACUUGAGUGUCUGAGGAAUGAUUUCUUGCAUGAUGCUUUAUCUGAUACAGAAGUGAGGAAAGAGACAGAUGCUACAAGGAACAGCAUUUUCUUCGGCAUUAUUGGCAUCCAUUUGGCAAAACAAGAGGAAAGGAAGAGAAGCAAGACCACAAAGAAACCUGAAUAAUAUUAGUCAGUUUUAGGAGGUAAGCAACUGUAAAGCAUAAAGGGAAAAGGAAGGUUUGAAUUCCGUCGUCAAAAAAUAAACAAAAAACUAUUUUUAUACAGCAUAUAUAAACAGUGUCUGCAGUGACUCCCCUU